UGCUCCGCUUAUAUACUUCCAAAGCCCGCCUCUUCCGGGUGAUCGAUCUCUAGGGUUUCUCGGCUCGGUUGAAUCGUUGGAGGGCAUGAUCAUCGGUCUUGGCCUACUAGGGUUCCUCUCUGCCGGCGUUCUUCGUUCGAUUUCUUUCGUUUGGAAGCUCGCCGUGACAUUCUGGCGAGGAUCUCCGUCGCCAACGAGGUGGAUAGGAAUCCAGCCACCGCCGCCGCCGAUAUGUCCUUCUCUGGGACGGAAAAACCCCAAGAUGGAGCUAGGGUUUCCUACGGGACCGUUCGCCAAAACGGCGGCAUUGGCUCUGAUCCAUCUAGGGUUCUGCCGGACAUUGAUCCGGUGGCGGCGUCGGCGGAACGAGACGCUGAUAUCGAGGUGGUGGCAUCUAGGAUUUUUGAAUCCGAGGAUGCCAGUGAGGGUUCUCCAUGUGUGAAUGCCGGAAUCGAGCAAUCGGUGCCGGUCCAGGCGGAGAACAGGGUCUUGAAUGGGGCUGCCGCUUCCCGGGAGCCUGUGGCUCCCCAGUUGGCUUUGGUUCCACUGGAGGCGCCACCGGAGAUCUGGAUGCAUGGCUUCGAGAUCGGCGACAUGGUCUGGGGGAAGGUGAAAUCCCAUCCGUGGUGGCCGGGAUACAUCUUCAAUGUUCCUUUUGCCUCUCCCGAUGUCCGGAGGACGAGGAAGGAGGGCCAUGUCCUGGUUGCGUUCUUCGGGGACAGCAGCUACGGGUGGUUUUUUCCAGAUGAGCUUAUCCCUUUCGAGCCUUACUAUCUGGAGAAGUCGAAGCAAACGACCUCGAAGAAUUUCGCCUUGGCUGUUGACGAGGCAGAGGAUGAGGUGAGCCGGAGAGCUGCUUUGGGUCUGACUUGCCACUGUCGGAACGCAAGAAACUUCAGGUAUUUUGGUUUUCCUGGGUAUGUUCGUGUUGAUGUGCCGGGCUAUGAGCCAGGAGCAGAGUAUUCUGUGGAACAGAUUGAGAGUGCUAGGGAAAGCUUCAUGCCCGAAGAGUUACUGUCCUUUUUUCAGCAGUUGGCAUUGAACUCGCGACGCAAGGAGCCCUGGAGUAUUGAUUUCAUCAGGAGCAAGGCAAGGUUGCUAGCUUACAGGAAGGCUUUGUAUGAAGUGUAUGAUGAGACUUAUCCACAAGCAUUUGGAGUAAAGCCACGUUGGCCGUCUCUAAACGAUGCACAAACACCAGACCAACCUGUUUACUUUGCACCCAGAGGGUGUUUUUCCUCUUUAAGUUCUUUUACAAGCUGAUGAUAAUAUACUCCUUUGAUCAAUGGAAGGAUAGACCAUGAUCAGCUUGGUGAUCCUCUUAUAUCUUUUAAUGAAGCAAGAGGCCUCGCUUCUUUACUAUGAAUGUGAAUUGUCUUUUUUUUUUUCUUUCUUUUUUUUUUUGUUGACAUUGCUAUCUCAUGGGGGAUCUUUUUGGAAAAAUAUGACUAAAUUAAAUAAUUUUUGAUCCCAUGUACUCUAUGCUACCCUUAUAAACAUUUGUUUAUCAAUAGAAAUAAUGUCUAUGAAACUUAGGGCUGCAAAUGAACCAAUUUGUUCAUGAACAACUUGGGCUCGGCUCAGUAAUGGCUGUCCAAUCUCAUUUCAGCUAUAAAAUGGCCCUAACUUGAAAAUAUUUACAAGCUCGACUCAUAAUUUAGACGAGCUUAAGUUUGCAAAAUUGAGUAGAGGCAUGGUUCUGCUUGAUAAGAAGCUAUUCUCAUUUGGUCAAAUGAUAAAUGAACCCAGCAUAACAUCUCUAUCAAACUAGGCUUGAGCUUCGAUUGAAGCUUUAUUACUCCUUUCUUCAAGCAACUGAGCUUGAGCAGUCUGCUAAACUUAGCUCGGCUGUUUUUUUUUUCACCCCUAAUGGAACUAGCUGAUGCACGUGGAAGAGUUACAUGAUCACAAGACGGACUGAUUUUGAGAACUAGUUGAGGAUGAUAGAAUUGGAAGGAUAAAGAGGAG
This is a messenger RNA of Phoenix dactylifera (date palm), 1968 nucleotides long. NCBI's taxonomy places the organism in Eukaryota, Viridiplantae, Streptophyta, Magnoliopsida, Arecales, Arecaceae. The record is from RefSeq and is a predicted model, not a curated record.